CUUUCUCACCUAAUUUAGAUUUUUUUCUAAUCCAAGUGAAAAUGGAAAGUGACCAGUGCUUUUCCAAGCGCAUUUAUCUCUAUAAUAAACGUUUGUUGUUGUAUGAGAAGCCGUAUGAGUUGUGUAGUUGUAUCACCGACACGACGGGACAAAUGUGGUUGGUGACUGGCGAGUGACGAGUGCUCGAAGAAAUCAAAUCUGGUGAUCCAUAACUCAGCUUCUCAUCUCUUCUUCAAAGGUUUCUCUUGUUUUUUUUUUGUGGCCACGAGUCCAAGACAGAAACAAGACUUGAUGGCUUCGGAGAGGGAAGACUUCUACAUUUCCGGGCCCCUCCAUCUAAAUGCUUGUAACUGGUAAGCUAGAUCUUAAAGCCCGUUUGGUAAGCUUACUUUUAGACUUCUAAGCAUUGUCAACAAGAUUUUUACUAAACACCAACUUUUUGAUUUCAUGCAUUAAGUUGGGUAAUAAUAAUAAAAGGUAAGGUUGUAGGUGCUUUUCGGGUUGAAUUGGGUAAGUUCAGUGUUUUUCCAUUUUCUUUAUUUUAUUAAUAAUUUUGGCACUUUAGUAGAUUCAGUCAAUAUAGCAACUUCACAGACUUAUUCUUACUAUAGAGGCUUUUAAUCUGGUAUUGUUUUAAAUCAAUUACUUACAAACUUGAGGUUUUUUAUUAUCGCUAUGACACAUAGUUUUUGAGAUUGUGCAUGGUGCAGCCCAACAGAGCAAUCCCUAUCUGAUCCCCUCACUCCCUCUAAUCUGUGUUCUCUAGUAACUAUCCAUUAACUACAUAAAUGCAUUGUACUCACCAAUGAAUGAUCAUCUAGCAAUCUGAUAAGGUAAAACACAGUAAAUUCCCUCUCUGUUAUGGUCAUUUAGCAGCAAUCUACUAAGGUUUGCUUUUCAUUUUAUGAUAAACUCAUCACCUUAAAUAGCAUUUUCAUUCAUAGGUAGAUUGUGUUCUGAAAAUCCCCGCCCAGUACUAGAUUCCUCUUGCCUGACUGUUUUUUAGGUGACCACGCCGAAUUUGCCUAUUCCCAGUUUGGCCUUGCCUAGGCGCUGUUGAGAUUUAGGUUUCCUCCUAAAAGAUCUUAGUGAAGGAAUAUCUCUACGCCAUUUAUAUGGGUUGUACUUUUAGAUUUAGCCAAUGUGAGAUAACUUACUAAGCGCUAGAACCUAUUAUCCCCCGCCUAGUGUUUUUUAGAAGAUUGCUCAUUGUAUUUCUUUUUGCAAUAAGAAAAUGCAAAUGUGAGUCGUAGUCCUGAAACUUCUUACCAUUGUAGGGAUAACUUGGAGAAUAGGAGAUCUAUUGCUGCAUGUUUGGUUCAAGGCGUCUACAUUUUGGAGAGAGAUCGACAGGAGAAGCGGCAGGGGACUGAGGCUCUAGCUCCUCCAUGGUGGGAAUCCUUCCAAUUCAAGUUAUACCGCCAACUUGUUGACAAUGAAGAUUCCUCCAUCUUUGGAGCCGUUUAUGAGUACACAGGUGUUGCAUGCAAUAGCAACAAAAGAGUUACAUGCCACGUCAUCGCUUUCCGAGGGACCAUUACGAAGGGAGACGCAUUUUCCCGGGACCUAGAAUUGGAUAUCCACAUCAUAAAAAACGAACUCCAUUUCUCGUCUCGUUUUGAGACUGCCAUCCAAGCUGUGCGCAACAUGGUGGCAACUUUUGGAGGAUCAAAUGUAUGGUUGACCGGUCAUUCCCUUGGUUCUGCCAUGGCAAUGCUCGCGGGCAAGACCAUGGCGAAGACGGGUGUGUUUCUUGAAGCCUUUUUAUUUAACCCACCCUUCUUUUCAGCCCCAAUUGAGAGAAUUAAGGAUAAGACAGUCAAACAUGGGAUCCGAAUUGCAACCAGCGUUGUCACAGCCGGUCUUGCAUUUGCAGCGUCAGUCAAGAAGAGUAAUAACAACCGCGACAAGAAUGUGGCAAUAGACUCCUUUGCCGCAAUCUCCAAAUGGGUCCCGUGUCUGUUUGUGAAUCCAGGAGAUCACAUUUGCUCGGAGUAUAUUGGGUAUUUUGAACAUAGGAGAAAGAUGGAGGAGAUAGGGAUAGGGGCAAUAGAGAGAUUAGCAACGCAACACUCGCUCGGGGGUCUUUUUAUGAACUUUUUGGGGAAGGACUCCGAAGAACCACCAAUGCAUCUUAUUCCUUCAGCAGCUUUGACAGUUAACUUGACCCCCUCGCAAGACUUCAAAGAAGCUCAUGGAAUUCACCAAUGGUGGAGACCUGGAUUGUCCUUAGAUUCUAAAACCUACAUGUAUAGUUAAAAUGAUGUCUCUAUUUAUGAUUUUAUGUGGCUCUUGACACAUUAUUGUGGGUAUUAGCAUCCCAAACUCAAUUACUCCAUUAAAUUGCUGUGAUUCUUAUCUUUCCCUGUGAUUCUAAAUUUCUAAUAGCAUUCUCUGCUAUUCUUAUUGCUGU
Cuscuta epithymum is the source of this 2413-nucleotide messenger RNA. The record is from the annotation of a GenBank genome assembly. Lineage: Eukaryota; Viridiplantae; Streptophyta; Magnoliopsida; Solanales; Convolvulaceae.